Molecule: messenger RNA, 969 nt
Organism: Microthlaspi erraticum
Lineage: Eukaryota; Viridiplantae; Streptophyta; Magnoliopsida; Brassicales; Brassicaceae
Source: the annotation of a GenBank genome assembly
AUGUCUCAUCAUCCCAAAAACCAAAUCGCCUCCGCUUCCGAUCUCUGUUCGUCAAAAUCGGAGCUGUCAGGGCUUAAGAAGAACACAAUCGGAAAGUCUCAGUCUGAUUACGAAUCAGCCUGGAGCCCAACCUCACCUCUGGAUUUCAGAUUGUUCUCCAGUCUGGGGAAUCCCUUUGGUGGAUACUCAUCGAGGUCAAUCCGAAAAGUUCAUCACAAGAGCUGGGAUUCUGGGAAAGUUUUUUUUGGUCUAAAUGUUGAUUCUGGGAAAGUUGGCCUGAGUAUUGUGGAUUCUCUCGAUGAUCAUCACCACACUGAUUUUCCGCCGUCGCCGGAGAGUAAAAACAUCAUCUUUGGGUCGUGGAUGAGAAUUGGAAACUUCAAUUCCCAUGCCAAAGCUCCUCCUACGCCUAAGGAGGAUAAUAAGCCCAGUGAGGAUCUGAUUGAGGUUGAUAGCUCUUGCUUGGUCAGUGCCUCCGAGAACGUCACUGUGAGCAACAAUGCUUGCAAGGUGAUGAAGCAAACCGCAGAAGGAUCACUUGAGAGUGAGAUUGAGUUCUCAGAGGACUACACUUGUGUGAUUUCACAUGGUGCUAACCCCAAAACCACCCAUUUUUACGGGGAUCAGGUUCUGGAGUCGCUAGAGCACAAUGUGGUGAAGAAAGGUUGUUGUGGAAACGAGAAAGAGAGCAUUUUUGAGAUUGCUCCUCUUGACUUGACAAUGGAUACUGAUGAUUUGUUACCUUCCGAUGACUUCUUGAGCUUCUGCUGCUCUUGUAGCAAGAAGUUGUGUAUGGCGAAAGAUAUAUACAUGUACAGAGGAUACAAAGGUUUCUGCAGUAGCGAGUGCCGUUCAGAGGUGAUUCAUGUGGAUGAUAAAAUGGAGGAGGAGGAAGAAGAUGAAGAUGAAGAUGAAGAGACUGACGUGUUUAAGAAGAAGAGUAACGGUGUGGUCUUCACCGUGGGCUGA